GCAUUAUUGGAACCAUUUGUGAGAGAGUGAGGAGGAAUGGAGAUGUCCAAGAAGUGAUGCACGGUGCACACACAAAAGGCGACGCCCUCUUGUGUUUAGUGUUAAAGAUGGGGAGCUAUAGGGUCUUUCGCCCGGUUUAGUGGCUUCUGUGGGCGUACAGUGUCGUGAGUGUGGGCGUGGGCGCUUGCGGUGAGAUGGCGUCGACAGGCCCGCGCCCCGACACCCAUCCUCAAGAACCUCCUGCUGCUGCCGCUGCCACCGCUGCAGCGUCACCACCAGCCAUGGCGGGCGCGGCCGCUACGGUCAGUCCACAGAAGUCAUUGCAGCAGCAGGGGCAGCCUUUCGAACCUCUGGACAAAUCCGCCAGCCAGACAGUGAAGCUGAACCCCAAAUUGGAGUUGAGCCGCACUGAUCUUCUCAGAUUACUUUCCUAUAUGGAGGGUGAGCUACAGUCUCGAGAUGUUGUUAUAGCAACGCUCAAGACUGAGCGAGUCAAGAACCUACUACAGUAUGGCCGAGUAGGAUUGAGUGAUCCAUUCCUAGCUUUACAGCGGGACAGCAUUGGAGGUUCUGUGGUGCGGGGUGGGGGUGUCAAUGAAGCUGAACUCAGAGCUUUAGAAGAGACACAGUUAGCGCAGCUAGAACACCUGAUUGCUCAGCAACGUAAAGCACACCAGAGGAUGCGUCAUGUGCUUAGGGAAGCAGAGAAGCGCCAUUCUCGAGUGGUGGCAGAGCUUGAGGAGGAGAGAAGGAAACAUGAACAUGACACAGCUCAGGGUGAUGAUGUUACAUAUGCUUUGGAAAAGGACCGGACACGCUUAAAACAGCCUGAGUUGAGGAUGAUAAAGGAGCUGGAAUCAGAGAGGGCAGCUAAGAAGAAAGCUGAAAAGGAGCUUCGUAAAGUACAAGAAACACUUGAAGAAGAACGAGGAAGGCAGAAGCAGAUAAUCCUCAUGUUGGUUGAAGAGCGGAAAAGAUUGGCACUGCAGUACGUGGAGGAGAGAAAACGAUCUGAGGAUUUGGCACAGAUUUUAUCUGAAGAGAAAGGGAGAAUUGAUUCUAUGGCUGAAGGCUUGGAGGAGGAGAGUAAAAAAUCAUUACAGAUGGAAGCUGAACUAGAGAAGCAGCUUGCAGACUUUGACACUGAACGGCAACAGAUGAGAGGACAACUUGCCAAAAAGGAAGAAAGGAUCAAUGAAUUGGAAACACUGUUGGAGAAACAGCAACGAGAAGUUGAUCACUAUAAAAAGCAGUUACAGGAAGCCCAUAAUGUAGCCAUGUUUCAGCAGACUUUGUCUGUAUCCCCACCACGUAUUGGUAUUGCAACUCGCCCCGCCCCUCCACAACUGCCAGCUAAACCUGCAACCCUCACCCAGCCUCAACCUAGGAUGCCUGGUGCUUUAACCCCCCCUAAGAUAACACCCCGUGUGAGAGCUUCUUCACCAGGGAUUGAUGAAGUCACAGGAGUUCCAAUGAGUUUAGGAAUGGGUGUAGCCCAACACCAUGUUCCAGCUGGCCCCCACUCUACUGCAGGAGUUAGCAAUCCGCCCCAUAGUGUUCCUCCAGGGGUUGCUGCCAUGAGUAGCGUUACUAAGGCUGUGCAGCUUACUGCCACUGUAAACUCUGUUCCUGUUGCUGGCCCAACUACGGGUAUUGCUCGAGGGGUUCAGCCGGGAGUUGGAAUACGGCCAGUCAUGUAUAGUGUGUCAACCUCUGAGGUGACGAGGACUGUGACUACAGCAGCUAAGAGCUAUAGCGUAAGUGAGAAUGAGGGUGGCUGGACGGGCAGUGGUGAUGGUGAGGGCCCAGCCAGUUUACCAGGUGGAGUGUCAGGCACAGUAGAGCGUGGAGUGGUGCGAGUCACUGGACCUGGGGAUGUGCGAAGCCAGGCCCAGGUGGUGCAAGUGACUCCAAGGGUGAAUGUUUCGGCCUCACCUGGCACUAAAGUAAUCACUACAACACAUGGGGGAAAGGUGACCUUUCACGUAACUACAAAUGCGCCCACGACCACAGCUGCUUCAGCUUCUCCAGCUAAUGGUCAGCAGCAACAGCAAGUUCUCUCUCAAACUUCAACAAUGACCAAGAAACCUCCUCCCCCAGCCAGAUCCACUCAGCCUGGGGGACCCCCACCACCUGUUCCAUUAAACAAGCCAGCUGCAGCUCCCCCAGUUCCCCCAAAUAAACCAGCAGUGCCACCUAAGAAAGACUUGGUGACUCGUGUAGGGGCAGGGGGUCAAGGUGUGUCAGUAGAGCCUGGAACUCCUAUCAGUGUAGAGGUCAAACCACAGAAAGUGGGGCCACAGACAGUGAAAUUUGGCAUUACUAUAUCAAAGACAGCAGCUAGUGGGAGCCAGUCAGUUGGCUCAGGUGGAGGCAGUGGUCAGGCAGUUGUUGGUGUGGGUCCGGGGGGAUCAGGUGGGGGAUCUGAAACCCCAGUUGCCCCGGCAGUGGAAGGGGGAGCAGUGUCCCCUAGGAGAGACGCGGCGCAGGUUGGUGGAGGAAGUCCCCCGGUGCAUGCCACUGCCUGUGUGGACUCCCUCUCUCCUGAACUAGAGCACUUCCACCAGUUACUCAUUAGCAUGGCAGGUUCCUCAAACGUAGCAGUACCAACCUCACCUAACCUAGCUCCCAACCUCUCCAAUGCCCCAUAUACACAAGCUGUUUGUUCAUCUCCAUCCCCAAUUCUCUCUUCAUCUUUGUCUACUCUGUCUUGCACUGAACCUUCAUCACCACUACUGCCUCCCCUUUCUCCUCCCCCUCAGUCCUCAAAAAUAAGUACAGACGAUGGAGGAAUUGCGUCAUCAUCAACAUCUCCUUUAGCCUCAUCUUCACUUGCUUUCAGCUUUGUAACGAGCUCCUCUGUAGCAGCAGCAGCAACCACCUCAUCAUCAUCGCUCUCUGCUUCAUCACUUUCACCCUCUGCCUCCACCUCACAUUCACCACCGCCAUUGCCAUCAUCAUCACCGCCACCACUGUCCUCAGCUUCAGCUAUUUUAACACUUCCAAUGGAUUCCACUCCUCUGACCAGUAUAGCUCCUGGCUUAACCCCCUCCAAAUCCCACUUGGCUUCAGUCAACCUUCAUUAUUGUUCUCCACCAUCUACUUCUCCAUCUGGUCCACCACCUCCUCUACCUCUUAGUGACCCUCCCAUUCUGCUUACCCCGAUGGAUGGUGAGGAACUGGAGCCUCCUCAUUCACCUCUGGAUGUAUCAACACCUCUCACUGUGGAUGGGAUGACUGCUUUACAUCUUGCAGCGCAGGGGAACAACUGGCAGUCGGUGCCGGUGCUUGUGAGAUGCGGUGCCAGUGUUAAUGCUGAGGAUGAUGAUGGUUGCACGCCUACCUACCUGGCGCUGCUGUACGCCUGCACCCCAGCUGCUGCUGCCCUGCUUAGCUUUCCUCAGUCCCUAGAGCACACCACUAAGGAUGGUUGCAACUUCUUGCAUGCUGCCAUAAAAUCGGGUGAAGUUGAAUGCAUUGAGGUUUUGGUGCAACAUUUGUUAGCAAUGGAAGAUGGUCCCAACCUCCUACACCGACUUGCUGGUGGGCCAGACCAUCGGGGCAACACGCCGCUGGCCCUGGCUAUGUCUGCCACUAACUGUAACAUGCUGGCUGCACUCUGUCACGCUGGGCUAGAUCUCCCAGCUUUGCUCAGCCAUAAUGCUAGACUUCUCAGUCUUGCAUCAUCACCAGCUUUAGCCUUUGUCUCUAGCUCUAGCCGCAGUGAAUGCACAUGUUCAGUUUGGCUUGAAGGGCUAGACUUGAAUAGGGUUGGUGAUGGAAGUAAGAGGCAUAAUGGAGAUGAUGGAUCAGACAAAGAUGGUGGGGAGUGUGGUGAGCGCUGGGCCAUUGGGGCUGUGCGUGUGACCUCUGCAACUCUAUGGGGAGCCCUGGAAGAAACACUAACAUCUCUUGCAUUACACCACUGGGAUGCUCUAGCAAGGAACCAAGGUGCAGGUGGGCCAAGCUUCAGCAGUUGUAGCCGUCAUGGAGGCCAACCCCGUGGAGAGAGACGACGAUCAGACCCUCUUCAUGACAUGGAGGUCAACACUUCAUUCCUAGGCCUCAGCAAGUCUGCCAUAAGUCAUUUCUCCAUUGGCCACCAUAAAUGGACACGGGGUGAGUAUGGCUUGGUGAGUGGCCCAUAUGAUCUACUGGUGAACAACAGUGCCCAGGAUAUAUGUAUUCACCUGCACACCCUUGAAGCAGUGGCUUACUCACUCCUGGUUCCCCUUCCUAUCCUCAAGAAUUAUCUACGCUUGAUUGAGCAGUCACAGUGUGUGGUAGUAUAUGGGCCUCAGGACAGUGGAAAGCGUUCCCUUGUGAGAUGUCUUGCCCACCUUAAAGGUGGUGGUGUCAUUGGUAUGACCAGAAUAGAUAUGGGUGGUGGAAGGACGUUUAGUUUGGAGUCUGUCCGAAGCAUUGUGGAAAGUGGGGGAGGUCUUGUUGUGAUGGAGCGUGUUUCAAGAGAAGCUUGGCCAGGAGUAUGGGCCAUGGUUCAAGGAGUCAGCAGUGGAACAGUUCUAGUGACUAUGGAUGCCUGGAGACGGCCAGGCGGAGGGCAGCUUGAAGGUGGAGUGCUAUGGGUACAACUGCGCCAUGACAAAGAACCCUUGGUCUCAACCCUGACCCGCUCUCUUACACGACAUAUAGCCUCACUAUACGCCGGAGUCUUCCCAUCACCCAAUUCUCAGACACAGCUUGUUAUUGACUGGGUAACUGGAGCAUGGGGACGCCUGACUGCUACACUCAUGGCUUUAGGUUUCUCAUCUGCUCUUCAUGGCCCUCAUAUGUUUACACAGACUCUACUGGCAGCCAAUAAUCCCAGAGAUAUCUUGAGAGGAGUGCAACACCUGUGGAAUAAUGUGAUAAGCGCAGAAAUUCGUUCGGAGGUGGUCACUGUUUGGAGGAAGUCCAGUGUUGGAGGGGAAGUAGACGAGGCCAGGGUUACUAGCAUGGCUUUGUAUGUAGUUAUUCAACGCAGUCUUGCACCAGGCUUACCCCUACCCACUCCAGAAGCACAUGAUUUCUUGGCAGCUUUAGAUGGUGGUCUGGGCAGAUCUGCUUUCCGAGGUAUAAAACCAACUCUUCCAUCGUCUCGACCAAAAGACUUACCAUUAGAAGUGCUAGGUAACAACCCUUGGAAAGGUACAUCAUAUGAGAGAACAGGCAGCCAGCAGGCUUGUCCCUCUGUGGGCAUGGCAUCACCCACAUCACCAGAGUGGGAUGAAGCUAAUCUAACAAAGAUUUUGGGUCUCUCACCUAUGGGAUAUGCGUAACCUCGGCAUCUCAUCUCUCAACUUACCUCGUAGUAUUGUAGUGACUGUGUGAUUGGAGACCCUUGAAGUUCUCUUCCCUUUACCAAACUUCUUCCAUAAAGCCACCUGAAAUUUACUCUUCAGAAUGGAAGUUCUCUUAAGACUGUUCAUGGAUCUACUGUAGUGAAAGCUGAUGCCCUAAAGCCACCUUGUACGAUCUCAACUUGACGAAAUUUUAAUCUACUGCUGUAAGGAAUACAAAACCCUUGGAUCACUCAUUACUCUGAAAUCUACAUUGUUGUUUCAUGUGGUUGAGUUGUGUUUGGCAUUUUUGCUCAACUCUGCCUACUGUAUAGGUGCUACGUGUGAUUGUUGCAGUUGAAAAGUAUAAAGAAAUAGUUUUCUUGAGUGUGGAGGCAUAUGGCAAGUGUAUUAACAGUCUUGUGUGAAUGCCUCCCUUUAUCACUAAUCUAGCAGUGGCCAUCCUCAUCUUUAUUCACUAGCAUAUUGGAGCAGCUUGAUGUGAUACAUGCAUUUGUUCUUCCAGUGGUUUGAACUAUUUUUGUUUCUUAAUGCAGAGCUUUUUUGUACUUAUGGAGUGAUGAACAAUCAGACACAUGCACAGGUAGAGGAGGAUCACAGAUCAUAGCUUUAAUAUUAAUUAUCAAGAUUAUAAACUCACUUGUUCCCAGUAAUGUUCUCCCAUGAUGAGAUUGAGGAAUCUUGAACCUUGGGCAGCUGUCCUAGUGAUGCAAAUUGAAAUAUCCUUGAUACAACAAGAUGUCCAAUGCAAGGCUCACACACAUUAGUUGAGCAAAUAGAAAAAGGACACCAAAGGGAUUCCAAUUCCUGAUCAGCUUAUGAGAAAUAAAGUUCAGGUUUUGUGAUAUGAUGACCUAGAGCCAAUAACAUAGCUCAGUACCUCACUAAUAGCACUUUUUAUAUGGAUCUUCCACUGCAAAAGAUCAUUUCAAUAUUCCUGACAGACAUAUAUGAAAGUUUGCAAUAUAUUGAGCUAAUUACAUGUUGAGGAAAUAUGAAGUGUAUUUAUGCACAAUAUUAAGAUUUCUGUUUGAGGUCUUAACCAUUAUGAUGAAUCAAUAAGGCAAUAUUCAAUAUGUCUCCCAGGUCCUCUGUAGGGGUAUCCAAAGAAACUAUUGUUUUUGUGUCAUUCUAUAGUCAUGUGAUAUACUCGUUGUGGUGAGUUGUCUCGUGGCGUUAAGUAAUAGGUAAUGACUGUGUGAUAUUGUUUGCAAGCAAUUACAUGAUACUUAAACAAAUGUUUAAAGUAGGAAUGAACACAUAGGUCUCGUAGAUUGUGGGGAUACACAUACACCUCCAAAAGUGGAACAUGUUUAGCAUAACAUUUGUUUAGACACCUGUUACAUGAUCUCACAUCCUGUAAAGACGUAGCAUAUCUGUAUUUCUGCCAAGAUCCAGGGACACUCGGUUUUAUAGAGUUCCACUUAUUAACAGGAAUGCAUAAAUGCAUUUUGAUAUUUUGUAAAUGAGAAAAAAUUGCACAGCAGGUACAUCUUGGUGAUAAGAGAGCACAUGUACAAAAGAUGAUAAUUCAUUGGCUUGAUAAAUCAAUCUCAUAAUGCAAAUGGUAGAUUGAUUAAACAAGAAGUAGCAUUAGUAGCUGUUUUAAUCAAUCAUAUGCUGUAGUCAAGGAUUCUGGCCUUGCAUGUAGUAGGUAAAUGUCAUAAAAUUUUCUGUUUUCAAAUUUGGACCUUAGUUUUUGUCUAUUUCAACCUAGACUUGCUUAGAAGUAUGUGUCAUGCUCAAUCUUUUUUGCAUAGAUAAUUUUUAAGACUGAGCUCCAUUGGGUUUCACAGUAUGAGUUGUGGUAUAUUCAAUUGAUAGGUUGAUGUUAUGCAAGGACCUGAUAUCUAAUAAUCAUAAUAUUAUUUAUGUGGCAUUAAACACUUGAGUGUAAUGGAAGUAUAUUCCAAGAUGGAUAUCUUAUCAUUUGAUCACUGAUAUUAGAAGCAUCCAGUGGGUGUGUUUUGUAAGCUCAGCAAAUCAGUGGAUAAUGGGUGCCUUUGAUCAGAUGAAGAACUGGCCAUCUUAACAAGCUGUUUUUAAAACUUGUUAGAAAAGUUCUCUUGUACUUCUCAUAUCUCCCAAUACUGUAAGUUACAAAAUAUUAAUGGGGCAUUACGCACUUCAGCUAGUUCACAGUUGUCCUUCCCUAAGUGAUAAAGUCUGAAAUUUUUUCCCAUUAUGAACUUGUAUCUGGAGGUUAGUCUCAUAUUUAUGCAGUAUAUAAAUAUUAGGGGGUGAAUGCCUGGAAUUACCAGGUAAUGAGAAACAUCCUUGUUUUGUUGAAUUUAUACCAGUGAUAGUUAACCUAUUAAAAUUACCCUUGAUAGAAUUGUUCCUUGAUGAAACUUUUUAUUCUUAAUUUGGUAUAUGUUAGCUAGAAUCAUUUUGUGUUUUUGUAUGGUUCACUUUUAAUGACCUUCGUGAAGUAAUUGAGCCUCUAAUUAUCUGCGGUUUUGUUCACAUACUAUUAUAGUAAAGCAUAUUAUCUCGGCAGAAUUAUUAAUAUACUUGUACACAGUUCAUUGUUCCAUAUCAGAAAAUCAAAUGAGACAGGCACUGGCAAAGUUUAUGUUUAGUGUGUAGGCUUUGUGAGGAUUAUGGAAAAUGUUGUCCUUUCUAAAACUUCUCGUAAGGUACCUGCAAUCAUUUGUCUUUUGGUAUUGUGAGGCAUCAUGGUAACUUGGCAAGUGAACAAUUAGCAGAUCAAGUAGGAAAUGAUAACAUUACAGUGAUAACUCAGGCCUUCUCAUAUGUAAGGGUGGAAAUCAGUAUCUGACACGAAAUGGUACCUACUGUAGAAUGAUUAUUAGAUUUAACAAAUACAGCCUCCAAUUUCUUUGUUGAAACCAAAGUGCAGUGUCAUAAGAACACAUUGUUUAAAAUCAUUGAUUUUGAAAUUCUUGCCUUUAGAAUAUUGUAUUGAAGAAAAGAGAGCAGCUUAUGAUGUUUCCAAUUUUCUUUAUGCUUUCUUUUUUCCAUGAUGCAGUAUACUGUGUUUAAUGUUCAUAUUACAGCUGUACCUUGAUUUCUCAAACAUGAUUAACCACAAUCAUUAUUUAUCAGAAGACAAUUCUUAUGAUUAGUGUUUACUGCAUUGUUUAUAAUGUAUAUGAUUUAUGAACGGAAAUGUGUACAUCAAAAGCAAACACUAACAUUGUGGCUAAUCUGCUUAUGGGUAAAUUACUUUUCAAAUUAUCAAGGUGAUAAUAUAAUCAGCAGGUGCCUUCAGUAUAGCUAUUUACUGGAGUUCCAAAUACAAUACACACACUCAAGUAUUUUACUCGUAUUUUUAGCUCUGCAAUUAUCAUAUCUCAAUGGAUAUGGUAACAACUACUGUAUAUGCAAGGGCAGUAUCUGUCAGUAGUGAUUAGUGAUUUUAUGUCACCCAAACUUUUUAAGAGACUGGCAAAAUUUUUUAGAUGUACUGUACUGGAUUUUUUUAUGUAAAAAGAUAUGAUGUUUAACUUCAGAAUUCAGUUGUAAUUUUUUUUCUUUACAGUAUAUCAUUGCUAUAUGGGUUUGUCUACAAGCUCCCCCCCCCCCCUCUCUCCUCUCUCUCUCUGUCUCUCUCUCUCUCUCAUUUUUAUAUUAAGGUUACCCCGUAUGUACAGUAUAUUAGAUUAUAUUAAAAUGUGGUAGAGUCAGCAACAGAAGUAUGAUUGUUGAAGAAAUUUUCCCAUUUAGUCAUCUGUUGUUGUCACACAGUUUGAGACACCGUACUACCUCUUGGAGCUCCCUAUUCCUUUUUUUUCCUUUUUUUUUCUGUUUCAUUAAUAUCAGUUUCUGCUUCUUGUUUAUGUACUGAGGUAACCUUGAUUAUUUCUUGAAUCCACAUUUUUUUAUGUGAGAAAGUGCCGACUGCUUCACCUGUUGGACAGCCAAGCCAGUGUGCUGAAUACUUAGGCAAAUGUGUUUAUUGUUGUAGGUGGUAAUCGACACAGGUGUGGAGAUAGUCCGGAACCGAUACUUAUGUGUAAGGUUUUCCACGGUGCCAUUCUUCUCUAAAAUUGGUUAAAGAGUGUAUGAGAUAGGCAGUUGAGUGGAAUGAACUAACCAUGGCCCUGGGUUGCCAAGUGACAAACCAUGGUCCUAAGUUAUCAAGAGGCUAACCACAGCCCUGAAUUGCCAAGUGGCCAACCAUGGUCCUGGGUUACCAAGUGGCCAGCCAUGGUCCUGGGUUACCAAGUGGCCAACCGUGGCCCUGGGAUACCCUGUGGUGAAUCAUGGCCAGGGGUUGAAUUAUUACACAUUUCCUAAAGAUUAUAUUAUGAAUGUGGAUGGGUUGUGUUCGAUCAGGUUGGGUGGAACUCAAAGACAAAUACUUUUAGUGAUCAAGAUAACACAUAUUUUAUUUUUUAACACUUGCUGUUACAUGCUGUUAAUAAUCUGUAGUAAAAGAAAGUUUGGCUUGGCUCAGUUUUUGUAACAUUUGGAAUUUGUAGUAAGCAGCCAGGUUUUUCAUUUCAUUAUUAUUGCAUGGAGAGGAUAUAUGGAAAUAUCAGCUAAUUCAUUCUCCAAAAGAUUAGGUGUUCAGAACUCUUUUCACGGAAAUAACACAUAACUAAGCCUUUCAUGUGUAUCUCAACAGAAAGUAGGUUAUGAAUGUGAGUUUGGUUCAAUUAACAGAAGCUGUAGUGAAGGUCUCAUAACCAGGCAAGAUGGUCCCAAGGAAGAGGUGUUGCCAUCAACUAGGUUUAUUAUAUGUUAAUGUUGCACAUGAAUAUGAUGGAAUUUUUCUAAUAUUGGUAGAAAUGUGAAGCCUCAUAAUCUUUAUUAAACUUCUCAAUCAGAUCAAAGUUAGUACUGUAUGCAUCAUUUUUGUGAUACUUGUUUCCAGUAUGUAAUGCCUCACUGUAUUGUUUAAUCUUGUAGGAGACCUUGAGGUUGUGUUUCUUACUUUGUUAUGAUUUAGGAAACAUUAACAAUUAAGUAGAAAGACAAAGUUGAAUACUGUAUUUACUCUUUGACCAUUUAGUUGAAAUAGAAAUAUGGAAGAGAUGACUUCCUUGGCACAAAUUGGAAAAGUAAUUAAGAAAUGGCAGUAAUGAAGUGAGUGCUGUGAACCAGAACAAGGCAAGACUGACCAAGUCAGCUAUUGAUGUAUUUAGUGAGGCAUGUGUGAAACUUGAAUGGACUUAGUGCGGGACUAAAUGCCUGAAGCUGUCGUCAUCAAAAGAAUCUCUUCUUGAUUGUAUAUGUAUGUACAGACCACUGUGUAAACAAAGGGUAUGUAUUUUAAAAUGUACAAUUAAUGUAUUUAGCUAUCAUAUAAAGUGUACAGUUCUUUUUCUUAAUAAAAUAUAAAGUUGUUAAA
Messenger RNA from Homarus americanus (American lobster), 10620 nucleotides. RefSeq names its product cortactin-binding protein 2-like. Gene Ontology annotation, molecular function: protein binding. The transcript is spliced from 19 exons. The record is from RefSeq and is a predicted model, not a curated record. NCBI's taxonomy places the organism in Eukaryota, Metazoa, Arthropoda, Malacostraca, Decapoda, Nephropidae. The coding region runs from base 195 to 5279 and encodes 1694 amino acids.